GCCCUCUUGGCCUUCUCUUUCCAUCUACCUCACUUUUUCACUCCGUGUCUGCAGUCCUUUGCCUCUUCUGGUAAACAUCCUCUUGACAACACACUUAGCUAUCCCGUCCGUUCUACCUAGAACGACCACUUCUGACUCGCCUGCUCAACACAGCAGAUCUCUUCUCAUUUGUCAUUGUCCGCAGUCAUCAUUCUAAUCACUUGUACUUGGGCUUUGUGUGCUACAACAAAGGAUCCCCUGAUCUGAACCCAGAUGCCAGUAAGACAAGGCUCUCGGUCGCAGGAUGGUAGGACAUUUCCAGCCCUUUCGAAGCCAUCAUUGGCUCUCUCACCGUCUCUAAUUGCUGCCUUCAGAAGUAGAAGCCCAAAACCACGCAACAGACAUGAUGCGUCCACGCUGGCUCGCCCAACUCCUUGCUGUCUUUCGACCUUUUUGGGCGAUACUAUGGUGGCUGCUGACGGCAUUGGUAUCCCUUUUCAAAGUACCCCGUAUUUAUUCAGGUUGCUGGGUUCAAAAAGCGGUAUCUUUAAGCCCAGAGCACCCUCAUGACAGAUCCCAGCGCAAUGAGUCAUCGGUCAACGGCUCUCAUACACAUGGUAGAGCAAGCGUGGGCGAGGUAGCAUCUGUUCCAAACGAGCAGCACCUAGCCAAAGGACCUCCCAUGCACACAGAUUCAGGCGAGUCGAGUCCUUCGGACCAACAACUACCGAGUAGUGUUCCGUCUAGCGUGCUCACUCCGAGUGAAACACCCAGUGGGCACGACACCGCCAGCACAACCCCUCUGUUGCCGAAUGAUCAGCCACAGUCCGGAGUUAUCACUGACGAGAAUGAGUCCGCACGGCUCGAAUUCACCAGAAACGGCUAUCUGAUAACCAGAAGUCAAGAGAAGAAAGGUGUGAGAAUCUCCAUGGAUACGCAGGCCGAGGUCAGCAUCAUACGAAGUGUCAUUUUUGACAAACUCGGCCUACCGCUGGAGCCUUGCAAGGAGUCCCUGAUGCCAUUCCGAAUAGCCGGGGACACAACCCGCAUUCCAACGAUCGGAAAAGUUUGUGUGGACUGGCGCUUUGCGCAGGGUCGCAAAACUUACCAAACGGACUUUUAUGUGGUCGAAAAUGAUCAAUUUGACGUGUUGAUCGGCUUGCCCACGAUCUCGCGAUACAAGCUGCUGCAACCAAGUUCCGACAUCCCCACGGCUAUGGUGCGCAAUCAUCUUGAACAAAAAACGAUGGUGAAAAUGCUUCAACCUGUGAGGCUAUGCCCCCUAUAAUCUAAGUCGACAGGCUGUGUUGAUUGUGUGCAGUCCUGAAUCCAUUUUUGUCCUGCGGGGUUGUGCGGCUGGUCAGCUUUCGUUUAUCAGUUGCACGAGGUGGCGGCGGCGGCGGCGGCGUGAAAACCACGUCAAGUGCAG
Aspergillus costaricaensis CBS 115574 is the source of this 1408-nucleotide messenger RNA. RefSeq names its product retropepsin-like aspartic protease. NCBI's taxonomy places the organism in Eukaryota, Fungi, Ascomycota, Eurotiomycetes, Eurotiales, Aspergillaceae. The transcript is spliced from 2 exons. Bases 383 to 1267 code for a protein of 294 amino acids. The record is from RefSeq and is a predicted model, not a curated record.